AUGUUUCUAAGCUUCAUUCGGCAUACCCCCCCAAAAACCCCAAGAAAUGUUUUUUUUCCAUGGCAUAAUUUUUGUGUACACAAAUCAGGAAGUUUUUUAGAAAAGAAUAGGCUAGCAUUAAGAGUACCAAUCAAUUUAACAAAAUUUGAAAUUAGGGAAUAUUUGAGAAAAAUAUAUAAUGCAAAGGUUAUAAAGGUGAACACAUUAAUUAAAGUCCCCGAGAGAAGAAGAAAUUUAAGUGAUUUUCGUUUCAAUUAUUAUCGAAAUGGACCAAGAUAUAAGAAAGCAAUUGUAACAUUAGAGCAUGAAGUACCUGAUAGUGUUAAAAUGAUUCAGUCAUGUAAAAAUAUAGGUAGAAAUCCUUAUAUUACCAAAAAAAAUGUCAUUUAUGGUGUUAGAAGUGAUGUGAAAAUUACACCCACAAGGUCUCAGCUAUGGCAUAUGGGUGAAUGUAGAUAUUCUUGGAGAUUGCCUCUAACCAACUUAUUGGCUGAUUAUAAGAUGAAUUUAAACCCUGAUUUAAGAAUUGAUGAAAAUCUUGUUCAACUUGCACCCGAUGUCACGAAGCCCUUUAUGCAUUCUGGUAUUUCAUCAGAAACGUUUAAGCCAAAUAAUGUGCCUGAACAGACGUUUCCAAAAAUCGAUUUAACCCCAUGGAGAAGACAAGUGAAAAAAAUUUACGAGUCGGGAACUUUAGCACCGCCUGAAUCGUUUCACAAUGAUUCUAAAAGACAUCAAACAAUUGAGUAUGUUGGUGACAACAAAAGUGUAAAGAGAUUAUCCAGAAGCAGUAAAUGGAAAGCCCCUUCGUAG
Messenger RNA from Plasmodium gonderi, 813 nucleotides. Its product is annotated as 50S ribosomal protein L23. Gene Ontology annotation, molecular function: structural constituent of ribosome. Bases 1 to 813 code for a protein of 270 amino acids. Gene Ontology annotation, cellular component: ribosome; mitochondrial large ribosomal subunit. The record is from RefSeq and is a predicted model, not a curated record. Gene Ontology annotation, biological process: mitochondrial translation. The transcript has 2 exons. NCBI's taxonomy places the organism in Eukaryota, Apicomplexa, Aconoidasida, Haemosporida, Plasmodiidae.